This is a messenger RNA of Contarinia nasturtii (swede midge), 1587 nucleotides long. Its product is annotated as tetraspanin-7-like. The transcript is spliced from 5 exons. NCBI's taxonomy places the organism in Eukaryota, Metazoa, Arthropoda, Insecta, Diptera, Cecidomyiidae. The record is from RefSeq and is a predicted model, not a curated record. The coding region runs from base 297 to 1028 and encodes 243 amino acids. Gene Ontology annotation, cellular component: membrane.
AGCAAGUUGUUGAAUACGGACGCAUAACGUAGCGUAUGCGUUUUAAGGAAACGAAAAAUUUCGAUACAAUUCAUUCAUAAAAGUGAUUGUGUGUGUGUUUUUUUCGUUUUUUUUUCUUCUCCACAAUCCACUGGGGGUUUUCUUGAUUCAAUAAAUUUCUUCGUCGAUUACUCCUUGAGUGGUUCAAAGAUUGAUAGAAUUUUCAAAAACAUCCACAUUGAGUUGACCUUUGAAAAGUAGAAACGCAUUUCACAAGUGUAGCAAUUUUUUUUUAUUGCACUGUAAAAGUCGAAAGGAUGGGGAAAUUUUUUCAAACUGUUGAUUCAAUGGCAUGUCUGAAAUCUUUGCUCAUGGUAUUUAAUAUGGCAUUUUGGGCAUCAGGCUUGGCGAUUUUUUGUGCUGGCAUUUGGAUGCAAGUUGAAUUACAUAAAUAUUUGGAAUUAAAUGUGGAAUAUUCAAACGUGACUCCGUACAUUUUGGUCGGAACGGGUGCAUUCAUUCUACUUGUAUCGAGUUUGGCUUUUGCGUGCACAGUUACUGUGAAAGGGAAUCCAUCACUUUUAUACAUUUUCGGCGGAUUUUUGGCAUUCAUUUUAUUCAUUGAACUCUGUAUUGCUGCCUCCAUAUAUGCGUACAAAGAUCGUUUAGCCGAUGGUUUUGACAAAGGCUUGACAAAUAGUAUGCUUUCCAACAGCGUCGACGAUCCACAACGUACCAUCGAUUUUAAUUGGAUGCAACGCAAUCUCAAGUGCUGCGGAAAUCACGGCUAUGAUGACUGGAAUAGUUUAUUGCCAAGAGCGAUGCCCAUUCCGAAAUCAUGCUGUAAGAAACGAAACUGUGAUGCCCAAGAUGAAACUCAAAUUUACACUGAGGGAUGCUAUGACAAAGUGAGUGAAUUGAUUGAAAGCAAUAUGAGAUGCAUACUUGCCGCUGCUUUACUUGUAUCGCUAUUCCCAAUUGUUGGAAUCUUACUAACAUGCAGCAUGGCUGGAAAUAUCACCAAAACCAAAUACGAACAAAUGGCUUAAAAGCAUUUCCUAUUUUGCAUUCGCUGCAGUGCCCAUUUAUUUAUUUUGUUUGUCUUCAAACAUAAAAGAAAAUCUUGAUGUGCAUUUUUCUCACUAUAGUUUCUUCUAUAGAAAAACUAAUCUUAAUGUUACCUUUUUACAUAUUAUAUAUAAUAUUUUAUUUGCUUUUAUAAAUUUUAUUGGAACAAGAAAAUGUCUUUAUUAUAAAUGUAUGUAGAUCGUAACAAUCAAAUCUCAAGUGUCUACGGUUUAAUUAAAAUCUUGUUGAAGUUUUUUUAAGUUCUAUAGUAUGUUGCACCAAUCAUCCUAAUAUUUCGAGCACCAAAAACACACAUUCUUCAACUUGUGAAUGUGAUUUGAAAGAAAUUGCCAUUAUAUUGACGCCAAUAUUUUUUUAAGAUUGAAAAAAAAGUUCAAAUCGUUUGAAAAACAACAUAUUGCUUAUUAAGAGCACCGUCCUGCAAAAUGGAAAUCAAACUUGGUCCAAAAAUUAUUAUUAUAUCAAAGUCAUAUCGUAUUUUGAGAAAUAAAAAAGAAACAUUUAUCACAAACUCCAAAA